UUCACCACGGAGGAACAAGAAGCUGUUCAGACGGCAUUAAAGCAAAAAUUAGGCCCAGAAUAUAUUAGUCAAAGGGUCGGCAUGGGCGGUAAAAAGAUAGCCUAUAUUGAGGGAUGGAAAGUAUUGUCCAUAGCAAAUGAAAUUUUCGGUUUUAAUGGAUGGUCUCACUCUGUUACCAGUCAAACGAUUGAUUUCGUCGAUCAGAUUGGAGCUAAGUUUUAUGUCGGUAUUUGUGCAUUUGUCCGAGUUCAACUAAAGGAUGGAAGUUUCCACGAAGACGUAGGAUACGGUGUUGCAGAGGGAAUGAAGUCAAAAGCUUUAUCGCUUGAAAAAGCUCGUAAGGAGGCCGUAACAGAUGGCCUUAAGAGGGCUUUAAAGAGUUAUGGACAAGCCCUUGGUAACUGUAUCAAUGAUAUUUCAUACUUAAAUUAUAUUUGCAAGCUACGUGACGAAAAGGUUAGUGUAACAGUAGCUUUGAUUUGA
This is a messenger RNA of Trichoplax adhaerens, 483 nucleotides long. RefSeq lists its product as uncharacterized. Gene Ontology annotation, biological process: DNA recombinase assembly; double-strand break repair via homologous recombination; mitotic recombination. Lineage: Eukaryota; Metazoa; Placozoa; Uniplacotomia; Trichoplacea; Trichoplacidae. The transcript has 5 exons. Gene Ontology annotation, cellular component: nucleus. The record is from RefSeq and is a predicted model, not a curated record. The annotation marks the transcript as partial.